UCGAUGAAACCAGACAAAAAAUGAUUCGAUCCAAACUCUGACUUGGUCCAAAUGUCAUAUCUACUCGUGUCCAGAGAGAGAACGUUUUUUCAUUCGGCUUCACAUGUUAUGCAUUUGCCUUUUGUAACAGUUUUCUAGGGGUUGGGCUGCUCUUGUUUCAUGGACAAACCUUAAGCUGCAAGUUAUGAGCAGAAUCUGAGGAACCGUUCUACUCAUAUAUCUUUGGACUCUUUCCAUCAUUUCCCUACAUGAUUACAGGGUAGAUUCAGUGAUAUAAUUACAAGGAGCUAUGUCAAGUGGGGGACCAGGAAAGAGAAGCAAGAACAUAGCAUCGAAGCCCAAGGCUGUGUCAUUGCAAGAGAAGAAAGAAAUGGUAGAUGAAGAAGAAGAAGCUUUGGUCAGAGACAUAGAUGAUCUCAGGAAAUGGACUGAUACGGUAGAUGCCAUGAAUGAUGAGCAGUUAAAGGAAUACCUUAAAAGGAGACCAGAAGAAUUGAAGACUGUGAAGAUCCAGAAGAGCAAGCCAAAGCAAAAAGUCCAAAAGGUUGUGAAGCCAAAACCUUCAACAUGUAGUGGAAUCAUGGCCUCUGUAUGGAAGUUCCAUAAGGAAGAUGAUGAUGAUAAAGAAUUGCCUGCAAGAUCUGAUGCACGAUAUAAUUUGUUAACAAAGGCUUCAGGCUUACUCUUCCCUGUUGCUGAGCAAAAUGAACCUCUCUAGUUCCUACUGUUGCAGCUCUUGUCAUCCUCAUAUUCAACUUCAUUGGUAUACAAAAAUUGAUAGAAAAUGAAAGUAAAAGAUCAAAAACAAGAAAAUGUGAAGCAACUAGAACAAUAUAAUUGGUUUACAUUUCUUUGUC
This is a messenger RNA of Theobroma cacao (cacao), 857 nucleotides long. RefSeq lists its product as uncharacterized. Lineage: Eukaryota; Viridiplantae; Streptophyta; Magnoliopsida; Malvales; Malvaceae. The record is from RefSeq and is a predicted model, not a curated record.